ACCGCGUUCAGUUCGCGCGCGCGAUUUCCCUUCUCUCUUUCAAGCUCAGUUCUUUACGGUUUUUUUAACAGAAAUUUUAAGAUUAAACAAAGUUACUCCAACGAUGGGAUCCGUAUCUCAUCAGAAGAUAUCAACUCGGUUGAUCAUCUUCCUGAUGCUGAUAGCAGGUACGGGCCUCAUACCGCACACGGUCCGAGCCAUCACGAUCACCACAACGGACGCCAUGCUGGAGUCCACCCAGACGACCAUUCCGGCGUCGGCCAUCGUGGACGAAACGACCGCCCACAGCGAAAAGUCCGACCUGGUGGAGGCGGAAACGAAGGACCCGAAGAAGCUGGAGAUCAUCAAGCAGAUUAGGAAGUUUAACAACGAUGGAUCGUAUACGGUGGGGUACGAAGCGGAAGACGGGACGUUCAAGAUCGAGAGUCGGGACGUGCUGGGGAAUAUCAAGGGGACGUACGGGUACGUUGACGAGAAUGGACAGAUUCAGCGGGUGCAGUACAAUGCGCAUAACAAUACGGGGAUUAAGACGAUGGCACCGCCUCCGGUGACGGAAGAUGUGGUUCACAUUCCACCGAGGUACAACCGGACGUAUAUGGGUGCUCCGACCACACGACGACCUCCGAUGUACUUCUCGAGCACUUCCGCACCGCAAAGAACCAGCGUGAUCCAGACGAUUCCGAGGAAGCGAUCGCACACAACUUCUACAACGGAGAAGAGUACGUCUAGGGCUGCGGACACGACUUCGUCGUACGAACCUACGACCGCAUCGAGUCACAGCACGUCUGUGCAGACGUCAAAACCGCUGCUGAUCAUCCGUCCGACGCCACUUCCGUUGACGGCCAAGACGCUGGAACAGCUGGUGCGACCGGAGAAGCAGGAAAGCGAGCACAUUUCGAAGAUCUACGCAAAAUCGGCAUCGAUGAGACCGAAGGAGAGCGAGAAGAAGGCGGUUCGAGGAAACUUCCUGAGGAGACAGCUUCCACAGGAAGAUUCCGGUGAGGAGCAGUACGAAGCUCAGCAGCAGGUCGUUUACGGACAGUCCGCUGGCGAAGAGAUUUCCAACCUGUUCGGAUCGACACCCCCAGGGUUGAGACCGAUCUACACAACCACUCCAGCUCCAAGAAUUCCUGCAGCUGUGCUUGCGGCACGUCAACGAGCUGCCCAGAUUCAGAACGUGCUGAACGAGAGAGCUGUGACAACGACUGAGCGAACAUACGCGAAACCACCCCGGAAGCAGGAACCUGCCGCAGUGAUGUACGAACCGGCUACGGAACCGUCGUCGGAAACCAGCUACGUUACGGAUAUGCCGCUGGUGCAGAUUCCUGCAAACUCCAACCGGGAAGUGGCGGAAGCUGCCGAAGAAGAACGACGAGUGUAUCGACCACGACCGAUUGAGUUCCGACCACGAGAAAAUUACCGCUACCUGCCGACUCAGGAUCGUCCUGAGAGAUACCGAGUUCCGUUGGGAAUCCCACCACAAGCCCGUGCAUUCCCAGGUGCCGAGCAACAACAGCAACAACAAUACAUCCGGGAACCUCAGCGAGGACAUCCGCUUGCUCCGGAAAACUAUCCCGAUGAGGAGAUCAACAACAUCGCGUACCGUCAACAGCGCCGACCUCAGGGUCCUCCUCCACCACCUCAGUACGCCCAAACCCAGCAGGAAUCUCCAUCCGUCGGCAACGUCCCCAACGGCCACAGCUACCCGCAGCAAUCCUAUCAGGUCCCCUACUCCUACAACCCGUACCGAAACCCCUACCAAUCCCCGGCCGUCAGCCCGUACUACGACUUCCCGGAACGCCCCCUCACGACCCGCGACUUCGAGCGCAUCCUCCAGAUCCUGAUCUUCCGCCACCAGCAGAUCCAGCAGCAGCAGGCCUACCGCUUCGGCGGUGGUUACCAGAACCCCUACUACGGAGGACCCUCCCUCGCCCCUCCCUUCGUCCCACCUUACGGCGGAGCCGGCGGCUACCCUGCCCAAAUCCCACGACCACCGUUUUACAACGCCGCCCCAACCGGCGCCGGAUACUUCGACCCCCGCUACCAGAACCCACUGUACAGCCCAACGACCGGAAGUCGGCAGCAGCAAACUCCACCCUCGGCGGGGGCAUCCGCCGACUACCAGCAGCCCGACCAAGCCGCCGGUUACGAAAUCUCCCGACUCACGCCACGGCGAAGACAGUUUGGCCCGCGUGCCGAUCACGACUACCAGGGUACGGCCGCUCCGGAGCUGAUUCCGUCUGACGUGCGGGAGGACCUGCUGUACCGGAUGCUGAUGCUGGCAAUUCAACCGGGACUGGACGGUGGAGCGGGGCCCGGUCUGUUUGGAGGGGGAGGAGCUGCAGGAGGAUUGGGUGGGUUUGGCGGUGGUGGGCUUGGCAUUGGCGGUGGCGGACCGGGACUGCUUCCGGCCGGAUCCGUACCCCGGAGGCAGCAGGCACCGGCAGAAGCGGCCACCCAGCAGCCAACGGGCUACAGCAAGAAGCCGGUUCGGAGUGUACAAAUUUUGGGGGAGGAGUGA
Culex quinquefasciatus (southern house mosquito) is the source of this 2521-nucleotide messenger RNA. RefSeq names its product RNA polymerase II degradation factor 1. The transcript is spliced from 2 exons. The record is from RefSeq and is a predicted model, not a curated record. The coding region runs from base 104 to 2521 and encodes 805 amino acids. Lineage: Eukaryota; Metazoa; Arthropoda; Insecta; Diptera; Culicidae.